This is a messenger RNA of Anoplophora glabripennis (Asian longhorned beetle), 1089 nucleotides long. It is a transcript of the gene AIMP2, whose product is annotated as probable aminoacyl tRNA synthase complex-interacting multifunctional protein 2. The transcript is spliced from 4 exons. Gene Ontology annotation, cellular component: aminoacyl-tRNA synthetase multienzyme complex. Bases 101 to 1072 code for a protein of 323 amino acids. Lineage: Eukaryota; Metazoa; Arthropoda; Insecta; Coleoptera; Cerambycidae. The record is from RefSeq and is a predicted model, not a curated record.
CUAUGUUUUGACACCUUCAGGUUGGUCGACACAAAAAAACGAUAAAAUAUUGUUCAUUACUUGCAGUUUACAGUAUUACAGAAAAUUUUCUAAAACGAAAAUGAACGGACCGAUAAAAAUGUAUCAAACGAGACGAUUUGUACGCCACGAUAUACCCGUAGAGUUACCCAAAUGUAUGUAUACUUUAAAAAAUAUACACUCAAGAAAUGGUAUGGUAGACGGUGCCGUAGAUCACGUUUUAGCGAAGAACAAAAAAUUGGAUAUAUUCGACCAGGUUAAACAGUUUUUAAAGAAUAACCACAAAAUACCUGGGAUGGCAGAACUAGAAGCUAAGCAAGAAGAAAUACUCCAGCAGCUAGCCGAACUCAAGAAACAAAUUCUUUCAAUUAAAUCCGAUCUCAAGAUAGCUGCAGUUUCAACUACAAAACCAUCAACAAAUUUUACUUCAUCUACUUGUCCAAAAAUAACAAUAAAUAACCUUCCUGAUAUUGUAAUAAACGCCAAUCCGUCUAAUCCUCCAUAUUCAUUACAAAUCAUACAGAAACUGCUGCAGGAUACCCUAGCAUUAACUUUUUCAACAUAUUUACAUUCUACUGUGUCUUCGUUGUCAGAGGAAGCAAAAAAAUUAGACUCUACUAUUGUUAAUUUUGCUCCAAAAUCUAAUGUACUAAAGUUGAAUAUAAGACUAAUCUGGAAAACGAUUGAUUCGAAUACGGAACUUCUGGUGUCUCACAUUCCGAUUUUGGGCGAGGUGAACAUGUUACGAUACUUAAGUCGUGCGGUCAAAUCUUCACUAAACUACGAUUCAGAGUCAGACUGUAUCGAAAUCGACUCUCUAUUAGAUAUUUGUUAUCUUUUAGUUAGAGCGAGGACAAAAACGGAAAGAGCCGGUUUGUUGCAAACAAUAAAUAAGUCAUUAGGUAAGGCACAAUGGUUGGUCGGGAGAAGUCAGGCCAGUAUCGCGGACGUAGCUGCUUAUUCUGCCAUUCGACAGGCCACUAGUAAUAACGAGAUUAGCGCCAACUUGGGCAAAUGGUUUCAGAGGUGUGAAACUGUUUUACUAGGUUGUUAAUAAAUUUUUUCUAUGUA